Molecule: messenger RNA, 2026 nt
Organism: Myotis lucifugus (little brown bat)
Lineage: Eukaryota; Metazoa; Chordata; Mammalia; Chiroptera; Vespertilionidae
Gene: ABI1
Product: abl interactor 1
Exons: 12
Coding region: 390-1448 (352 amino acids)
Cellular component (GO): lamellipodium; intracellular anatomical structure
Molecular function (GO): cadherin binding; SH3 domain binding
Source: RefSeq, a predicted model, not a curated record
CUGGGCUAAAAUGAUGCUACAGACAAGAGAAAAGCUUUAGAAGAGACCAAAGCCUAUACAACCCAAUCCCUAGCUAGUGUUGCUUAUCAAAUAAAUGCAUUGGCCAACAAUGUACUCCAAUUGCUGGACAUCCAAGCCUCUCAGCUUCGGAGAAUGGAGUCUUCCAUCAAUCAUAUCUCUCAGAUAUCCCAGAAUAUUCUUUGUUGAUUAUUUGUGUCUCGUUGCAUUUCCAAGAUCAGUACUGUUUUCUCACAAUGAUUUCUGGUUUGUGAAGAAAGAAAAGGAAGACGGUGGACAUUCAUAAAGAGAAAGUGGCUCGAAGGGAGAUUGGUAUUUUGACAACAAAUAAGAAUACAUCAAGAACUCACAAAAUAAUAGCACCUGCAAAUAUGGAGCGCCCUGUAAGGUAUAUUCGGAAACCUAUUGACUAUACAGUUCUGGAUGAUGUGGGCCAUGGUGUCAAGUGGCUAAAAGCCAAGCAUGGAAAUAACCAGCCUGCAAGAACUGGCACACUGUCGAGAACAAAUCCUCCUACUCAGAAACCACCAAGUCCUCCCAUGUCAGGCCGGGGAACGUUGGGACGGAAUACGCCUUAUAAAACCCUGGAACCUGUUAAACCUCCAACAGUUCCUAAUGACUACAUGACCAGUCCGGCUAGGCUUGGAAGUCAGCAUAGCCCAGGCAGGACAGCUUCUUUAAACCAGAGACCGAGGACACACAGUGGAAGUAGUGGGGGAAGUGGAAGUCGAGAGAACAGUGGAAGCAGCAGUAUUGGCAUUCCCAUUGCCGUGCCUACACCUUCACCACCCACUAUUGGAUCAGCGGCCCCGGGCUCAGCUCCUGGUUCCCAGUAUGGCACAAUGACCAGGCAGAUUUCUCGACACAACUCUACCACUUCCUCGACAUCUUCUGGUGGAUACAGACGAACUCCCUCUGUGACUGCUCAAUUUUCUGCUCAGCCUCAUGUUAAUGGAGGUCCACUUUAUUCUCAGAAUUCAAUUUCUAUUGCUCCACCCCCUCCCCCUAUGCCUCAGUUGACUCCACAGAUACCUCUCACAGGCUUCGUGGCCAGGGUGCAGGAAAACAUUGCUGAUAGUCCAACUCCUCCACCACCACCUCCACCAGAUGACAUUCCCAUGUUUGAUGACUCUCCACCUCCGCCGCCACCACCUCCAGUGGAUUAUGAAGAUGAGGAGGCUGCAGUAGUUCAGUAUAAUGACCCAUAUGCAGAUGGGGAUCCUGCAUGGGCCCCUAAGAAUUAUAUUGAGAAAGUUGUGGCAAUAUAUGAUUAUACAAAAGACAAGGAUGAUGAGCUGUCAUUUAUGGAGGGUGCAAUCAUUUAUGUAAUAAAGAAGAAUGAUGAUGGCUGGUAUGAAGGAGUCUGCAAUCGAGUGACUGGUUUGUUCCCUGGGAACUAUGUUGAAUCAAUCAUGCACUAUACUGAUUAAAAUUUUUUGCUUUUAAAGUAGGUUCUUAUUAUUACUCAGUCAUACUGUGGGACUAUUAAUGGUUAACAAAAUUGUCUUAAAAUGUGCCCAUAUUUUCAGGACAUGCUGUUUUAUUGGUAUAAUUGAACGUCUACCUUGUAAGCAUAAAUCUUUGAGGCAGUUUGUGUAUUGCUCAACAGCAAUUUAUACAAGAGGCUGUCUAUAACUGAUUAUGCUUAUAUACUUACUUACACAAUGUUAACUUUAUGACCAGCUUAAAUAUUCUGGGGAUCUGGGGUAUAAUAUUUAACAAAUCAUGAUUCAGAUUGUACCAUUAAUGUUUCAGUGCAGCAUGGUUACUAAUGCUAUGUCAGACUAAUAUUAAAAUCAGAAACUUAAAUGCUGGUGCUGGUCAUACCUUUUGUUUAGACUCUCUCAUUCUUGAACUAUAACUAUUUGUUUAAAGCAUGCAUACAAAUUAAUUAUUGAAAUAUACUUCUUACAAAUCCAGGAUGCUUCCAAUUUGUGUGAUAUUUUCUUGGAGUACUCGUACUUAGGUCUCUUGAAAUGAAUCGAGUCUCUAAGGUUUCCAUGUGAAA